This is a messenger RNA of Mercenaria mercenaria, 2795 nucleotides long. Its product is annotated as src kinase-associated phosphoprotein 2-like. The transcript has 8 exons. Gene Ontology annotation, cellular component: plasma membrane; cytoplasm. The record is from RefSeq and is a predicted model, not a curated record. NCBI's taxonomy places the organism in Eukaryota, Metazoa, Mollusca, Bivalvia, Venerida, Veneridae. Gene Ontology annotation, molecular function: protein binding. Bases 118 to 1449 code for a protein of 443 amino acids.
ACAUCAUGAACAAGGAAGUUGAAAACUUGAAAAGCCCGGAUAAUGGAUCUAGGAAGAAGGAAGUUUUAAAACUUUUUCGAACAACUUUUGAAGUAACUUACAGGGAAAGAAUCCAAGAUGUCCCUUUUUCAUGAAAACAUACGACAGAUACUUAAUGAGGUGGAGAAGUUUCUGAAUGAAACUUUGAAGAAAGAUGGCAAGUUAAGUAAGAAAACACUGGAACACAAACAGCUUAUCCUGGACAAACUGAGCAAGCUUUAUGAGGAAAACCCACAGAUAAAACCAGUCCCUAGCACCGAUUCUAUGAAUGUGAAAGAACCAGAUGAGGCAUCUUUAACAGGCAGCUCAAGAUCGGAUGAAAAUGAAGACGCCAAUUACAAUGAUGCUGGUAUUGGUCUGAUAGCUGCGACUGAUCUGAAGGAACCUGUGCUCUCCGGCUUUCUGGAAAAGAAACAGAAAAAAGGUAUAUUUGGUGGUGGCAAGUUUCAAAAAAGAUGGUGUAUUGUACAUGCUGGUAAUUUCUACUACUACACAAGUGCAAAGGACAAGCAACAGAAUGGCUCUUUUAUACUGGAAGGCUACAAGUUCAGAAAUGCACCAGAUUUAUCCAGUAAAAAAGCAGAGAAGGAACUAUGUUUUGAGCUGUACCAUGAUUAUACAGGCAAACGUGUAUAUCAGUUUAUGGCAAAGAACAAGACAGAGUAUGAGGAAUGGCAGCAUGUGUUGGAGAAUGGAGGACACCCAUUGAUAGAAGAGGACAUCUAUGAGGAAGUAGGUGCAGAUGAGCAGCCAGCGUCGCCAGUUGGAAGUUCGCAGCCAACUGGUAUAUCAGAAACACCACAUAUAGAGGUACAAGAUUCUGCGGGUGAUGUUUAUGAGGAUCCUGAUAGUGACCUCCCACCCCCUCCACCUCCUUCUCUGAAAGGUCUGCAUAACAAACCUCCGCCUCCGCCAGUAUCGAAAUCACCAGUAAUGAAACCAAAAGUUGAAGAGAAUGUUAAAAAUGAACCAAUAGCUGAAGAGUCUGAUGAACUUUAUGAUGAUGCUACUAGUGUAGAAGUGGCGAAGAAAAGUGGACCCCCUACCCCUGUUCGUGGAAAACCUCCACCCCCAGAACCUGUUGAAACAUCAUCUCAGCCACCAGAAAUUCCUCCUCCAGUAAAGAGAGGUAAUAGACCCCAGAGAGAUCUGCCACCACCUCCUCCAGAAAAGAAAAAGAUCAAACUGAACAUUACUUGCAAACCGGAGGAAGACUUUGAAAACCGCUUCUAUGGAAAAUGGGAUUGUAAUGGGGAUAGCUCAAGUGAACUCACUUUCAAGAAGGGGGAUAUUAUUUACAUUCUGAGUAGAGAAUUUGAUGAAAAAUCAUGGUGGGUUGGUGAGCUGAAUGGAAAAUUUGGGCUGGUCCCAAAAAAUUUCUUGACACCAGCUUAUUCCCUUAUUGCAUAAAGAGCUUAAAUGUGCUUAUAUCAAGAAUUAAUAAUCAAUUAGCAUUAGAUAGCUGAUCUGUACUUAACUGCUUGUUUGGACAAAAUGCCUGUCUUUUGUCUUAGUGAUGUCAUAAUUAGUGCCAUGACUCAAAAUACAUCAAAAUAUAAAUUCAGGAAUAAUAAGUCAUUAUCAUUCUAAAUACAUGUGUAACAUAAAGCAUGACUGAAUUUCUUCUCUUAGCACACAUUUCUUUUGCAUAACUAUUGCUUUCGAGAUUUUACAAACUGCACAAGUGUAUUUACAUCUAAUUAACUUUCUGAAUCUUUUUGUUUAUGCUUUUUACAUACAGUUACUAGAUAAUAAAAACAUUUUUAUUGACCUGACAAAAUAUCAAGGCAUGCCCCUUAGCUGAAACACAAUGGUUUCAGUCUGAAAAACAAUGGUGUCAACCUGAAACACAAAGGUGUCAGUCUGAAACUCAAAGGUGUCAGUCUGAAACUCAAAAGUUAUCAACUUGAAACACAAACGUGUCAACCUGAAACCCAAUGGUGUCAAACUGAAAAAAAAGGUGUCAGCCUGAAAUGUAAAGGCGUGAACCUGAAAAAAAAAUGUGUCAAACUGAAACACUUUUUUUUUUCAACUUUAAAUACAAACCUUAAAAUAAUCAACAAUGAUUUAAGCUAUCUUUUGAAAAUCAAAAAUGUUCAUACUACAAUUGUAGCGACUGGAAGGAUGAUGUGUUUCUGUUGGCUGAAUCUUGUAGAAAAAACACUGUUAUGGAACGGGAGACAAUCAAAAUCCCCUUGAUCAAAAUCCCCUACACUGAAAAAUGACAGGGUGUUACAAAAUCCCCUUCAUACUUUUGCAGGGGGUAUCAUAAUCCCCUCUGAGAUUUUUACUUAUUUCAUCAAGUUCAAAUACAACUAUAUACAACUUAAAAGUCUAUUGCAUAAAGCACGUAAAUACAAUGCCUUUACCAAACAUAAUAUAAUUUGGAGCACUGGUAAUUAUAUAUCUAUAAUGUUAAUCACAGAGGGGAUUAUGAUACCCCCUGCAAAUGUGUGAAGGGGAUUUUGUAACACCCUGUCAUUUUUCAGUGGAGGGGAUUUUGAUCAAGGGGAUUUUGAUAUACACUCUUAUGGAACUGUAGGUUGAUACAACUUUUAAGGACACUCCAGUUGUUAAUGUGACUAUAUUUAUGUCUUCUGAACUAUUGUUGCUUAAGCUUUACUUUUGUUGUCCAUUUAUUAAUAAGUAGACUAGCAAUACAUUACAAUCAUGUGUCUUGUUUGUGCAAUAACAUUGAAUUUUUCAGAUUUUAUGUAGAUCUUUAAUAUAUGAAAUAUAUAUAUCUAUAUAGUAAA